AUGAGCAGCUGCUUCAUUUCUUGGUUUGCUUUGGGUAGUAGAGGAGAAGAAAGUUUGAACUUCACAAAUGUGAGUUUUUAUCAGUGUGUGAGAAAUUUGACGACCUUCUUGCUCGCAGGUCUCGCAGGUGUGAAAAACGAAACAACUCACCACCACAUAAAAAAUUCACAGACCCAGAUGACGGAUCAUCACACCAAUAACACUUACUUCAACAAGGAAAAGCUCUCUCAAAAGAGAAUAAAACCCCUCACACUUGUGUUCAUACAGCAGCACGAUAAAAAAAGAUUAUUAUUGGGAUUGAAGAAACGAGGAUUUGGUCAUCUCAAAUUUAAUGGCUUCGGAGGAAAAGUUGAACAACAAGAUGACUCCAUCUUGCAUGCUGCUCAUCGAGAAUUAUUUGAAGAGUGUGGUAUUCAUGCCAUUAAUUUGAAAAAGAGAGGUUUAAUUUUCUUUGAAUUUGAUCCACAAUUUGAGCCAAAUGUUUUAGAAGUGCAUGUAUAUUCGACGAGUGAAUAUUCUGGAGAAAUAUCCGAGUCUGAAGAAAUGCAACCACAAUGGUUUGACUAUGAUAGCAUACCUUUUGAAAAGAUGUGGGUCGAUGAUGCAUUUUGGUUUCACUUACUCCUGGAAGGACCUGAAACAAAAUUCAGAGGUCACUUUAUCUUUUCCGAUUUUUCAACCAUUGUUGAUCAUCGUUUGGAGAGAGUACAUUCCGAUGAUGAAUUACGUUCCUUUGUGUUGAAUGAAUGA
Molecule: messenger RNA, 750 nt
Organism: Naegleria fowleri
Lineage: Eukaryota; Heterolobosea; Eutetramitea; Acrasida; Naegleriidae
Exons: 1
Coding region: 1-750 (249 amino acids)
Biological process (GO): DNA protection
Molecular function (GO): 8-oxo-7,8-dihydroguanosine triphosphate pyrophosphatase activity
Source: RefSeq, a predicted model, not a curated record